Molecule: messenger RNA, 3654 nt
Organism: Microcebus murinus (gray mouse lemur)
Lineage: Eukaryota; Metazoa; Chordata; Mammalia; Primates; Cheirogaleidae
Gene: SH2D5
Product: SH2 domain containing 5
Cellular component (GO): postsynaptic density
Source: RefSeq, a predicted model, not a curated record
CUCCUGGCCUUAAGUGAUCCUCUGAUCCUCCUGCCUUGGCCUCCAAAGUGCUGGGAUUACAGGCAUGAGCCACCGGCCACUCUUCUGAUCAUGACCCAAACCUCACCUCCUCAGGGAGGGCUUCCUACCUUUAAUCAACCCCCAACCUGAUGUUUCAGAUCCUCUUCCCUUUAUCACCAUCUACAUAUUAUCUGUAUUAUUAUUGAGUUUAUCAUCUUUCUCCUCAGUAAGAAUGUCAGCUCCAUGAGGGCAGGCAGAGAUGUCAUCAUUUUGGGGGGGAACUGUGUCCCCAGUGCCCAGGACGUUGCUGGGCACAUAGCAGGUGCUCAGGAAUGAAUGAAUGAGCAAAUGAACACAUGAACUCACUGGCCUGUUGGGGGCGCUGUGACCUGCCUACCUACAAACCAGCCCUUCUCCUCCUGCCCUUCGCAGCCUUCCCUCCUGCAGAGCGAGGAGCCAGGCCCCCGGGGGACCAUGCAGAAGGCCGGGGCACGGGGCCGCAGGGCCUCUGACUGCGGGCCGGCCCCUCUCCAGCCCAGGAGCAUCACCAAGUUCGCCCAGUACGUGGGCUCCUUCCCCGUGGACGACCUGGACACACAGGACAGCGUGUGGCUGGUGCAGCAACAGCUGUGGGCACUGAAGGACUGUCCCCGACGCCGGGCUGUCAUCCUGAAGUUCAGCCUUCAGGGACUCAAGAUCUACAGUGGGGAGGGUGAGGUGCUCCUGAUGGCGCACGCCCUGAGGCGCGUGCUCUACUCCACCUGGUGCCCCGCCGACUGCCAGUUUGCCUUCAUCGCCCGCAACCCACGGAGCCCGGCCAGCAAGCUCUUCUGCCACCUGUUUGUGGGCAGCCAGCCUGGAGAGGUCCAAAUCCUGCACCUGCUACUCUGCCGCUCCUUCCAGCUUGCCUACCUCUUGCAGCACCCUGAGGAGAGGGCACAGCCCAAGCCCUGCCCAGGACCUUCAGGGGACAUGCCCCAGAAGCCACUACCCAGCCCUGGAGGACCCCCUGGCCUGAUGCGGGAGCCCUUCGGCCGUGAUCAGCUCUCACAGAACGUCCAUGCGCUGGUCUCCUUCAGGCGGCUGCCAGCAGAGGGCCCAGUGGGCAGUGGGAAGGAGCUACCAGAUUCAGAAGGCCGCGGGGGGCCCCGCCACUUCCGCGUGGGAAAUCCCUACUGCUCGCCCACGCUGGUGCGCAAGAAGGCCAUCCGCAGCAAGGUGAUCCGCUCGGGGGCCUACCGAGGCUGCACCUACGAGACUCAGCUGCAGCUGUCGGCUCGGGAGGCCUUUCCUGCUGCAUGGGAGGCUUGGCCCCGGGGGCCUGGUGGCCCCUCGUGCCUGGUGGAGAGCGAUGGCAGCCUGACAGAGAACAUCUGGGCCUUUGCUGGCAUCUCCAGGCACUGUGCCCUCGCCCUGCUGCGGAGAGACGCGCUCGGGGCCUUCCUGCUGUGGCCAGAGCCGGGCGCCAGCGGCCAGUGGUGCCUGUCGGUGCGCACGCAGUGCGGCGUGGUGCCCCACCAGGUCUUCCGGAACCACCUGGGCCGCUACUGCUUGGAGCACCUGCCAGCAGAGUUCCCCAGCCUGGAGGCCCUGGUGGAGAACCACGCUGUGACGGAGCGCAGCCUCUUCUGCCCCCUGGACAUGGGCCGCCUGAACCCCAUCUACGAGGAGCAGGACUCUGGGCCCGAGGGCAGGCCGCCCCGGACCCUCCGGCCCCUUAGCCAUGCCAAGUCCGAGGCAGAACUGCAGGGCCUGGGCUAGGAGGCCGGGCCCCACUCCCAAGGCCAGGACUCACCCUGGCCCUGACCUCAGCAGCCUCUGCCCUCCUUGCACCCCACUGGUCACUAGUUCCAUCCAGUCACCUUGCCCCUUGGACCAGUCUUCCAUUGCUUCACUGCGUGUGGGAGGGGUUCCCUGAGAUCGGGGCUCGCCAGUGGCUCCUUGCAGAGCAUGUGCCCCCCCCCCAGAUUCCAGGAGGGACAGGCAGAGCUCCAGGCUUCCGAUAACUUGCUGGGUGACUUCAGAUGCUUGUCAUUUCUGGGCUUCCACUUUCCUCCUAAGGUGGGAGCUUGUUGGUGAUGGAGGUGCAGCCCUCUCCCAAGGGGGCCAGGCCUUGGGCCCCUGACUGGGGGUCUCCAGAGAGCUCCUGACAGAGGAAAGCAUAAAAGUGAGGGAAAAGGGCUUGGGGGGCAGGGCUGCGUUCUCACUUUGGGCAAAGAUCUGGGGGUGAGCCACCUCUCAGAGAGAGCAGAGGUGACCCCGAGGAGCUUGUGGGUGGGGAGGCUGGGGCUGAGCCACACCAGGCUGACAGGUAGAGCACAUGCAUCUGAGGGCGAAAGAGUCUCAGCUUCAGCUCUGAGCAAUGGGGGGUUACGAAGGUGCAGAAAGGGCAGGGGGCACAAAGAAGUGUGCCACUCAAGGUCCAUGCCCAGGCGACAGCUGUGUGCAGAAAGGCCUAUAGCCUGGCAGACAGGGCAAAGAGUCCCAGCGUGCUGCUCAGGAAGGGACCCAGGACUGUGAUUCCUGCUUGCCCAGACGGGAUGCCCACAGGACAUUUGGUGGCUGCCUUGGGAAGCCUUCUUAGCAUGGUGCUGACUGACCACUGCUGUCAGGGGCACCUGACCUGGCCAGCCCCAUCAGCGAUGGGGUCAGAGCAGAACCAUCCAAAGGCAGAACUGACUUGGGCCCUGCCAGAGGGGCUUGGCCUCGCAGCAGUGGGAGACCCGAGGGAGUGAUUCUAGGCUCAGGCAGUAGCCCUGCCAGUGACUGACAAACCCAGGUGUCCUCUUUUGUAAGUAACCUCAGCAGAAAAAUAUGUAUCUUCUGAAUUAAGUUACAGAACAAGUUCAUUGUGGAAGAACUUCUCUUCCUGAGGCAGAGGCCUGGUCUGGUCGUGAGUCUGGGGGCUGCCUUUUCCCCCAUCUGGAGUGGGACGGAGCAGUUCAGUGCCUGCAAGGAGGCGGCAGUCCCUACGGAGCAGGAAGAGGGGACAAGCUUGGGAGGGCAAAGCAGGCCCCUCAUGUUCCCAGCUUCCCUCCCCCCAGCUGGGCCAGGAUAUUGGCUCACGACCUUCUCACUUUCUCACAAGUCAAUAAGAUGUCCUGUCGCAGGGGAUAGGAGGAGGCUGUCCUUUAGGGGCUCUUUUCACUGGAAACCCAGCUCUGGUUUGAUGAUGUGAGUGGGAAGCUGGGACUCUGUUGUGCUGGCAUCUCUACCGGAACCCACCCCUUCCCUGGGCAGAGCCCUGGUCUCUGCUGGGAGGCCCCCGCCUCAAUCUCCCGGCCAGGAGAGGGGUUUAGUGACAUCCUGUGACUGGGAUUACAGCACCAGACAUGUGCAUUUAAGGAGACCUGGUAAUUGGCCCAGACUUGGGCCAAGGCUCACCUCUGUGCAGGAAGGGUUUUGUGUGAAUUUUCUGAGAAUAAGGCAAUAGGGGACGUUCACACUGAAGGGACCAGUCUUCCCCAAGCACUUUAACUUCCUUCAGACAGCAUUUAUUGAUCAUGUGUUGUGAACAGGGCAAGGUCUUGGCCCAUGUUUGCAGACUCCUAAAUGUCUAAUUAGAGGCCAAAGUUUUCUCUUUGUCCCAAUGUACCACCUUGGUGGCCCAGCUCUCCUUACUGUGUGGACUUAAAUAAAAUGCAUUUCUUUGGA